CCUACCCUCUCUCUCGCGCCCUCUCUCUCGCGCGCCCUACCCUCUGGCUCUCUCUCGCGCCCUCUCUCUCUGGCCCUACCCUCUCUCUCGCGCCGUUUCUCUCUCGCGCCCUCUCUCUCUCUACCCUCGCCGGCCCCGCCCUCCCUCUCGCGCCCUCUCUUUGGCUUCGGCCUCUCUCUUGCGCCCAAUCUCUCGCUCGUUCCCUCCCUCUCUGGCCCACAGCGCAGGCCAGAGCCAGCCCCGGCGCCCGCCCUCCCUCUCUCUUGCGGCCUCUCUCUCGCUCGCUACCUCCCUCCCUGGCCCACAGCGCAGGGAGUAAGCAGAUCUGGGUUUUUCGUGUUAGCUUAUUGAGAAGAUGAUGAAAAAUAUUGAAAGUUAUUUAAAAAAAAAGUUAUUGAUCAGGAGGGACAAAACCAAGGGGAAUAAAAGCAGACGCAAAAACUGAUUGUGUUACAUAGAAAGAAUACAAAACUGCUUGUUUUAGUUGUUAAAACCUAGGGGCUUGGGAAAAGGAAGGGAAUCAAAGGGAGGGAGCGGAAGGAAAAGCAGUGAGUGACAAUGGCGAGCAAAGGUCAAGGAGUCAGUGUUCCCACGUACUCUCCAACAGUGAGUGCGAGAAAGAGUAGAGCAUCCCGAGACUCAAAAGAUGGAUUGCGGGUCGAUGGCCGUAACACCCAUCAAUGUAGACCAGCAUUUAUGAGAACGGGUGCAGUGAAUGCGGCAGUUGGUUCUGCUUAUGCUGAAUUUGGCAGCACAAAGGUCAUUGUUUCAGUAUUUGGUCCUAGAGAAAGUAAAAAAGCAAUGGCAUAUAGUGAUGUAGGGCGGCUGAAUUGUAGUGUAAGCUUCAUGACAUUCUCCACACAGAUUCGUGGACAGGGCUCAGAUGACAAAGAGAUGUCCUCGAUGCUUCAUAAAGCUUUGGAGGGUGCUAUAAUGUUGGAGACUUUUCCCAAGACAACUGUAGAUGUUUUUGCUUUGGUCAUGGAGUCUGGUGGCGGGGAUCUUCCUGUAAUUAUAUCAUGUGCAAGCCUUGCACUUGCUGAUGCUGGGAUAAUGAUGUUGGAUCUUGUAAUUUCUACCUCUGUGUCUUGCCAUGGCAAGGACCUUGUUAUUGACCCUACACUGGAAGAAGAGCGUUGUCAAGAUGGUGGAUUUAUGAUUUCUUUUAUGCCUUCACGUAAUGAGGUCACUCAGUUGACCAUAACAGGAGAGUGGUCAACUGCAAAAGUAGCUGAGGCAAUGGAGCUUUGCAUAGAUGCAUGUUUGAAGCUGGGAAAUGUCAUGAGAGAAUGCUUAAAAGCAGCAGCUACCUCUGUUUCCGAGUAGUGGGAGCUUCCUUUGCAAUUCUUGGUCUCCUCUGUUGCUGUCGCAUUUUUUAGGCCAUCAUUCUCCUUACAUUUGAUGGUUGGGAUCAUUCUUAGUCUUCUCACAUUUUAGGCAAACUGAUGCAGCAUAACCACUUGAACACGAGAGAGAGAGAGGGAGAGAGAUGAAAUGGCAAGAAAAUGCACGGCAUCUAAAAGACAGAUUCUUAGGAUUGCCCAUAUCACGGCUCCUGGUAGGGCCAUUGUUUCAAAUGAAUGUUAUAGCAAGAAACUGUACUCCAUCCAAGGGAGACUGUUCAA
Messenger RNA from Nymphaea colorata (pocket water lily), 1625 nucleotides. RefSeq names its product exosome complex component RRP41-like. Bases 559 to 1326 code for a protein of 255 amino acids. Gene Ontology annotation, biological process: rRNA catabolic process; poly(A)-dependent snoRNA 3'-end processing; nuclear mRNA surveillance. The record is from RefSeq and is a predicted model, not a curated record. Lineage: Eukaryota; Viridiplantae; Streptophyta; Magnoliopsida; Nymphaeales; Nymphaeaceae. The transcript is spliced from 9 exons. Gene Ontology annotation, cellular component: nuclear exosome (RNase complex); nucleolus; cytoplasmic exosome (RNase complex).